AGUCCAGGGCCCCCAGUGCAGACCGCAAUCAAUUGCAAUCCUAAAAAGCCGUACACUACAGUCAUCCGAAGUCAUAAUAUACUCAAGAAAUCAAAGUUACUCGCGGAGAGAACGAUACAGAUCCGAGAACGUAACGUGUAGUCAGCUCUAAACUAAACUUAUAGACAUCAGAGGCUCCUGCCCAGCCUGGCGGUUCCACUUAAGGCUAAUUCACACCAUCAGCAUUCGACAAACCAUCCCAGUGCUGAUCUUCCAGUGUAAAUGGCAACAUAGUGAAAGUGAAAAAGCAGUCCACUCAUUGAAAUUAAAAAUGUAAUAAUCUGCCAUAUGUAAUUAAUAAAGCAGAAUAAAAUAACGGCCUGUGAAAAUAAAGACUGUCUAUCAAAUCCGAAUUUCCCCCGACACCCUGGUUAUCAACGAAGCUUACAAACAAAGCUACGAGCAGAUGAAAAUGUGAAAAUUCGUUAUGAAAUAACUUUCCUCAAGAAAAAAACAUCGAAUCGAACUAAAUUUGUGUCGCGGCUAGAUUGCUUGGCGACGAUUCAGCAAUUUUUUGGGGUAACUCUACCCUUAACUCGUGGCAAUGCCAACCAAGCUUCUUAGCUGGGAUGGCCAGUGAAAAAGGCUAAGGAAAAAUUGUCCUGAGCGAAAAGAAAAGUGAAUCAAGACAAGCGGACGUGCUGUAUAAACUCUUUGCGACGACUUGUUUGGCAAUAUUCAAAGAGAAUCGGCGGACCAGGGCACAGUGAAUCUGUAAAUCCUCUAAAGUGACUGAAAAUUCCGUGACGGGUUCUAUUUUGGAUUUGUGAAUUUUAGCCCUUAAAUGCGACAGUUUGACAGUGAAGUGAAGAUAAUGAGUCCAUUGUUUUCUUUGGAAUAAAUUGAAUUAAAAUAAAUUGCUUCUGAAUAGCAAAACAAAAUCUGGGAAAUGAGGAUAACAUUUUUUCCCUUUUUUGGAUUACUCUUACAAGCGGACAUUGAAUGGUAUACCCGGAAAUUUGCACUAAACAAGCGACUGAGAUGAGAAUGCCAACAGUUAGACCUGUACAGCACAAACUAAAUGAAUCCCCAAUUCCCCAAAAUUGAGACAGGGAAUUGUCGCAAAGUGCAAAUUAGAAUACUCUCCAUGCAUUGUAUUUGAACAACAAUUACUCAGGUUGUACAGUGCCGAGAAGACGGAAACUUGUCACCGUCCUGCACGCUUUUUUAGGCUCCUUGGUGGAGUAAAAUCUUUAUAUUCAUCGCCGCAACUGUGGGCUGAUAUUAGGUAGCGAAGCGUGUGGAAGGCACUGGCAAAGGGGACGCCAAUUCCAAACAGAGCUCAUUCGAGAGGCACCAACACUGUCCUUACUGCCAAUGAAAGCGGUAGCAACUGCGUAAACCGCAACGAAUCGUGCAUAAACGGAAAAUCACAGUGAGAGUGCGAGGAAUAGAGGAAUCCUUUGCCUGACUAGAGGAUUUAGAGCCACUCGCUGGCCAAUUCGGUGCCCCUCGGCGGAAGCCUUGAGAUGGAGCCGCGCCAGAGCUGUAGGCGGCAUUGCUCUCGCACCAGCUCCCGUCCCGUGCAUCUUGGAGCUACAAUUAUUGCGUUGGCCUUGGUGUGGACCCAGUCCCCCAGCUCCGUGUUCUGCGGCGAGAAGUUGGCGCUACUGUCGGCCACGCUGCGCACGUAUCAGAAAGCGGCCUGCGACUCGGACCAGGUGGUUAUUGCCUGUCCUCGAGGCACCAGCAUCUCAAUUGAGUUUGCCCAGUACAACAAGUUUGUGGCGAAAGAUGGCUAUAGCAUUGAGGAGCUGUGUCCAAUUUCUGGAGCCGCUGCAACCGAGAUUCGUGGCAAGGCGAAACACCUGCUACGGGGAUCCAUCUUUGGCUCAUCCUCACAGAAAGUUCCUGCCAAUCGCUAUGUAAAUGGCGGCUACGGCGGCUAUGGCUAUGGCGUGGCCAUGGCGGUGCCCUCGGCAGUGGAUGCUCUCACCAGCACAUGGGCAAGUGCAACUGGUUCUGAGCUGGAGUCUAGGAGCACUGUCAACUCUGGAAACCCUGGGAAGUCCGUCCCUGUUGGCGAGCUGCUAGGCCCCGCUGAUAAUGGCGAUGAUUCGCCAGAAAAUUGCAUGUGGCCGAAUGCUCUACAGUACUCCCUGCUUCAGACGGUGGUCGAGGCAUGCCAGAAGAAGAAGCACUGCAAGUUUCACGGAUCCCCGCAAUUCUACGGACUGGGAGCCAGCGGAGUGGGCGAUUCGUCCGGCACCAGCAGCUAUCACAGCAGCACGGCUAGCUCCAAUGCAAUCAGCAACGACCCCUGCCCCAAGCGUCGGAAAAUCGUCGAAGUUGCCUACAAAUGCCGCCCAUAUGAGUUCCGCAGCAAGGUUGCCUGUCACAACGAUGUUGCCCAGCUGGAAUGCAACCCGUACUCUCGGAUAGCGGUGUACAGCGCCAGCUUUGGGAGGACCGAGUACGAGAGCAUCCAGUGCCCACAGCCGCAGGGUGUUCGCGAAGAAACGUGCCUCGCCUCAUACGCGACAGAGACCGUCAUGCAAAUUUGCCACGGACGACGGCGAUGCAACCUGGCAGCUGACGCAAACACCUUCGGCACUCCGUGCCAGCCCAACUCGCGGAUGUAUCUGAAGGUUGUUUACACAUGUGUGCCAAAGCAAGUGCUCAAGGAGAGCAACGACUCGGAAGUGGAGCCGGACGAGUCUGAAGACUUUGAGGGCGACAUCAACGACCUCUACGACGACGAGUUGAUCUACAAGGAGUCGGAGGCGAUACCAAAACUUUACGGAAACACAACAGCUCUCGGAAGGCGCAACAGCACCAACGGGCCUGGGUCCGGAGCUAGUGCUAAUCCUGCUGGCAAUCAGACCAUGACGAACGGCUCCCUGGUCUCAGAUGUCGAUGGCAGUGGCGUCAAUCCUGUAAUGACACAUAGUGCCGACUUGAGCCUAGAGGAUGACCAGGAGCGCAUGUACUUCUACCUCCUUAUCAUUGGGUCGCUGGGGGUGCUCUUCUCUAUCGUCAUCGUUGCCACUAGACUCGUGUUGCAGAAGCGUCGGGGUCUUGCAACCAAUACGCACUCCACCGACAGCUCGAGCAAAGGCGGCGGGGGCGGAGGAGGCCUAGUCGACGAGACGACAAUUCCCAGCGGCUUUAACGACACCAUUUCCGAAAUAGAUGCAGACAUCGACCUCACUACUCCAAUACCUGUGCCCAGUGUGUCCAAGAACGAGAACUAUUUGACCUACGCGCCAGCCAGCAACUUGUAUGCUAGCCUGGCUCCUGGCUCUGGGCCUGCCGCUGGGUUGAUAGCGAAUCCCCUUCUAGUGGGAGCACGGCAGUCGCCCGACCUCAUUGGCAUAUCCUCAGGCACCUUCGUGGCGACGAGCAGUGCCAGCGCCGGUCCAGGAACGGUGGCGGGAAUUCUGACGCCGGCCAUUGUCAUUGGAGCCAACGGAGCUGGAGCAGGCUUGCCCGGCAGCAGCGCCAUAAGCACAAUGGUACCAAUCACUUCGCUGGCUCAGUACACGACGGCGCCGACAAUCAGGGGCGGGUAUAUCAUAAACGCUGAGGGCAUGGGUAUGGGCGUCCUGCAGCGCCAAACCAAUACGCCCACGCCGCCAUCCUCGCUGGCGGGCGGUUCGCCGGCGCACCCUCCAUCACAGCAGCUUCAGUCUCCGCUAAGUAUGACGACGCUGAGCCAUGUAGCCGGGCCGGGCACUUCGACGCUGCGCCGCUCCAAGCCCCCCAUGCUCCAGCCACAACUCUCCUAUGACGGCACUGCGCCGCGCACAUUGUCCACUGGCGUUGCUGUCGGGUCGCAGUUCUACUACGGAUGACAGAGCACUCUGGAUUGCGAGCCCCAUGUGUAUACCACAUCAGUGAGCGUCGCUGUCGCCCCUCCCAAUGUCAGCAGCAAGACUAGUAAGGACAUGCCGGGACAUCAGUUGCUCGAACCCUCCGAACGUGCAACAACUGUGGAUGCGUUUGCUGGACCCUAGCCACCCGUGGAUACGAGUGUUUCUGUGCGAGACACCAACGACAAUACAAAGAAAAUCCUAGCCAGCUCCUCCCCUUUGCAGCAGUACACAGGUCCAGAUUGAGGAGUGCUCUCUUGUCCGGCGUUUAGGAAUUUGGUGGAGAGGACUCAGGCGAGCUGUUUUUAAAUAUGGACGAGCUUUCGGUAACUGUAAAUACCUAAUGAAUGAAUGCAUUUUGAGAUUAUAGCCAAAAUUAUAUUGGUUCAUAGCCCGAUGUAGAAAAGGUCUUAAGCCAUCUUGUAGGUUGUCUGUCUACCAGCGUGGUUGUCGUUCGACGUAUCUCGAAUCAAUUUAGUGGUACAGCUUUGUCUGUCUUUCUGUCUUUUAUGCUUCUGCGAACAAAAAAGGAGUUGCCUUACAAAUUUGUUGUACCCAAUAAGUGAAAGUAAAUUGCGCGGGGUUCAUUUGGCGUUAUCAAUAAUGUAGCGACAGACACAAGCAUAAACAUAUGCCAACAAAUAGGCAGACACGGCCUCAGAGUACUGCUCAUCCUCACCCCCAUCAUAUCCAUCAAGCCAGCAGUGUGGGGAGGGGGGGGCAGCGUACGUGUGGGAGGACCGAGUACUAAUGGCUGCCGCUUAGGGGCGACGUCUAACACAAAUACUGCCACAUACUCGCACUCGUAAGCCGUCGCACAUCCGCACAGAUAACGACGCAACUCCCCGCAGAGUAAACAAAACACGACUUCUCAUAAAUGUCGAGGCCUAGGCCGGAGCCUGCCCUUACCAGAGAACUAGUAGGUAUGUAAAUUUUGGGGGCACAUACGUUCAAUUACCAGUAGUAUGUGUGGGUUCUUGUAGCGCUGAGACAUGUAAAUGCUUUAUUCCUCCAGAUUCAGUGUGUGUGUUUGUGUGUGUGUGUGUCUGUGUGAGUCUUCGUGUAGCUCAUUGUGGGCCUCAGAUUAAUGCGAUACAAAUGUACAUAUGAGCGUAAUUAAUAUCCGGCAUUGCUGACUGACCUUAGACGUGGCUGGGGCUGGGGCUGGGGCUGGAGCAGACAAACGAGCUAAUGGAUUGCACGGAAGCGCUCUCCCGUGGCAUAUGUGUACCACCGGAAAUGGCGUGGUUUCUAUGAACGGCGUGCCACACUGGUAGACACAGCAUUAUAGGUCAUAGUCGUAGACUUUUAUUUAGAGAUAGAUCUAUAACAUAGGCAAUUCGCUUCACUUCGCGUUGUCUUGGACGUUGCUGGCAUGCAUCCUCGACGACGAACCAGUGCUGUUUCUGCGGGAGUUCAGCUGCGAUAGCCGUUCAGCUGUGGGGUAUACGCAUGGUGUACACCCACACCCACACAGCUUGCACCCUCGAGUGUGCGUCUGAAAUGUCAAGCAUUUACGAACAGGCCAGCUUUUCGUUGAACUACUCGCACUCGUGCGUAUCUCAUCGUGUUGUUCGGUUUGGGGAUUUAUUUCGAAUGUCAAGUGCCUUCCUAAUUAGCAUUUAAGUGUGUACUUACUAUCUACGAGUACUUCAAGUCGUAGGCCACAAAACGAAGGAGCCUGCAUUUAGUAAAGUGUAUAUAGCAUAGCCUACAGCCAAACUGAAAUAACUAACCUAAUGGAUGGUCACAUUAAAAUAGCUCAAUUUAGCCAAGAUGUAAAUACGAGUAUCACUAUCACUAGGCACUAUCAGUAGGCAAAAAAUUGGAGUGCAUAGAAAUGGGAGAGUGGAGUGGAUCUGGAUCUCCAUCAGACUCCGUUCAGUAAGUCUAUGUAGCACCUAACAGAUGUGGUUCUCAUUAGGACAGCAGUUAAUCAAAUCAUACACAUGUAAAUAAAUUAUUCCUGUUAGCUAAGCCACAAUGAAUAACUCGUAUUCGUCUAUGAAAAUGAAAAUGUUCAGAGGGAAAAUAUAAACUUGAAUCAUCAAAAAUACACACAUGCAGGCAUACUAAUCGACUCUAAUCGAACCCGUAUUCCUCUAUUGCUGUGGCGAGGCAUUGGCCAUUGGAUAUGGGUACUUACGGAUACGGAUACUUUGCGUAAAUAUCUAUGUAAAGUUGAGAAGAAAGUUGAAUGAAACCACAAAAAUAUGUAUAGCCAUAAGAGUAAUCUGUAGGUAAACUGUGAAAAGAUUUUGGUUCCCUUCACUUUCCAUUUCUUCUCCCACUUCCCAUUCUUAUGUACUGUACAUUUUAUACGUUUCUUUUUAACAAAAUAAAUAAAUGAAAUAUUAACUUA
Molecule: messenger RNA, 6213 nt
Organism: Drosophila miranda
Lineage: Eukaryota; Metazoa; Arthropoda; Insecta; Diptera; Drosophilidae
Exons: 11
Coding region: 1509-3833 (774 amino acids)
Molecular function (GO): carbohydrate binding
Source: RefSeq, a predicted model, not a curated record